This is a messenger RNA of Coregonus sp. 'balchen', 906 nucleotides long. Lineage: Eukaryota; Metazoa; Chordata; Actinopteri; Salmoniformes; Salmonidae. The record is from the annotation of a GenBank genome assembly.
AUGGAGGAGAGGGAGGGAGAGGGGAGAGGAGGUAGGAAGAGGAGGGAGGGAGGUGGAAGGGUGAGGAGUGGAGAGGUUAGAGAGAGAGGAGAGAGGAGAGAGGUGGAGGAGAGGUGAGAGGUGAGGGAGGGGUGGGGCGGUGGGUCGGGUCGGCUGGGGGUGGGAACGGUGAUGGUUUGGGGGAGUUUUUUCGUGGGUUGUUUUUUUUCGCCUCUUUGCUUUGGGGUUUUUUUGGGGGGGGUGCUUGGGGGUCCCGUAUUCCUUUUGUCUUUGGUUUGGUCGUGGUGGGGGCCGGGGUCUGGGGGGGGGGGUGCCGUCCAAGGUGAGGAGGAUGAGGGAGAGGUGGAGGAAGAGGUGGAGAAAGAGGUGGGAGGAGAGGUGGAGGGAGAGGUGGAGGGAGAGGUGGAGGAAGAGGUGGAAGAGAGUCUGGUCACCUCUCGCCAAAUCGCUGAAGGCAAAACACUAAGAGUAGAAGUAGAUGAUAGUGAGAAUGUAGCAGGAGAGGAGGUGGAGUCUGCUGUUGAGACAGUUGAGGAAGUGGAGGCUAGUGCUGACCAACAGACAGAGUCCACAGUAGCUACAGAAGAGGUUGAGUCCCCUAGCAAAGAACUGGCCGAGGAGCUAGAGGUGACCCCUUCAACACCAGAGGCUGCAGGUGAGGUUGCUGUUGAGGCAAGUGAGGCUAUAAGUGCAGUGGCAGGUGCAGCAGUGGAUGAGACAGUAGUGGAGGCUGCGGGUGAGACAGCAGGUGAGGCAUCAAGUGAGGCCGCAGGGGCGGCUGGUAGGACAGAACAGGCCCCAAAGCCAUUGGCUUCAUCUUUCCGUAACAAAUUCAGGAUGGGCUCCAAGAAAGAAUCUACUCCCAAGAGUCCAAAGAGUCCCACAGCAAAGUGCAAGCAACAGUGA